UACCCUAAAACUACGAAACGAUGAAUCCGCUCGACAAAAUUCACGCUCUUGACGAGAUCGAAAAGGAAAUAAUCCUGUGCAUGCAGAGUGCAGGACAAGCCUUACAGGAGUUAGGCAAAGAGAAGUCCUCUCAGAAAAAUGCCGAAACACAAUCCCAGCAAUUCCUCAAAAGCUUGUCCAGCGUAGAAUCGAAACUAUCUGAGCAGAUCAACUACUUGACCCAGGUGUCCACUGGUCAGCCACACGAGGGCUCCGGCUAUGCGUCCGCCAAAGUGCUUCAAAUGGCCUGGCACCGUAUCCAGCAUGCCAGAUCCAGAGUUCGUGAGUUAGAGGAGACCAAGGCCAAGCACUCACAUGCCGCCCGUCAGCAGUUAAAGCGCCAGCAAGAACAUGCCGCCGCCCAGCAGCAGCAACAACAACAACAACAGCAGAUGCAACAGGCAGCACAGCAGCAACAACAGGCGGUCGGAGGAAACGCCGGUGGAGGCGAUCAUCCCAUGGGCAGCGACUCUUCCAUGUCGACAAACUAAUCACGGGUAUAUGUUUAAGGGUGGGGAUUUAAUUUUUUUAAAAGUGAAUCAAUUACAGCAUUUGUUCAUUUUUUAAAUAAAAAAUAUACAAA
Drosophila eugracilis is the source of this 622-nucleotide messenger RNA. It is a transcript of the gene MED11, whose product is annotated as mediator of RNA polymerase II transcription subunit 11. The record is from RefSeq and is a predicted model, not a curated record. Gene Ontology annotation, cellular component: mediator complex. The transcript is spliced from 2 exons. Gene Ontology annotation, molecular function: transcription coregulator activity. Bases 21 to 530 code for a protein of 169 amino acids. NCBI's taxonomy places the organism in Eukaryota, Metazoa, Arthropoda, Insecta, Diptera, Drosophilidae. Gene Ontology annotation, biological process: regulation of transcription by RNA polymerase II.